Molecule: messenger RNA, 1896 nt
Organism: Marmota monax (woodchuck)
Lineage: Eukaryota; Metazoa; Chordata; Mammalia; Rodentia; Sciuridae
Product: Friend virus susceptibility protein 1
Exons: 4
Coding region: 358-1227 (289 amino acids)
Source: RefSeq, a predicted model, not a curated record
UCUGUGCGGCCGGGCUCUGGGACGCACGUGUCGCGAGGUGUCCUGGGCUGCGGCGAGAGUGCCGUGUCGCGUGGACGGGGUCUCGGACUCUUUCGGGCCACAUCGAGGGCGCUGCGGGUUGAGCCUGGAGGUCUAGUGCGGGGAGGGUGGAGGCGCUUAGGCGGCGAUUCCUUCCACCAGGUCUGUCUUCUAGCUGAGGGGUUACCCACCAUCAUCCCAUCUUGGUGGCUUCUCCAGCUGUCCUGCUGCCCAGCUUUCCCUCCUGGUAAGGGCGGAGGAGCUGCCUGUUGGUAGGGAGCACAGCUCAGCGUCCUGUGCUUGUGAAGCAGUGGCUUCCUUAAUCUCCAUGCUGUGGCCAUGGCUGAGAGAGUGCUGGCACCCACCCAGAUGGGCCGGGGAGACCGCUACUAUACAUAUACUGAGCUCCUGGCCAUUUCUCGGCGCUUCAAGCAGAACCCCAACGAGCUUAUGAUCACCUGGAUCCUGCGGGUGUAUGACCAGGGGGGCCCAGCUCUGUCCUUGAAUUCCGGGGAGCUGGCACUGCUGGGUGACCUAACCCAUGAUGCCAUCUUCAACUACCACUGCAAGACGCUGCGGGGUGGCUGUAAGACGCUGCUCACCUGGCUACUACAGGCCUGGCGCCAGCGCUGGGAAUCCUUCCUGCACUUUGAGGCCACUGAACUGCCUUUCCGUCCCUGGACCACUAUGGAGGAGGGCAUCCAGCUGGUGCGUGAGCUGGGCAUGCUCGACUGGAUCUACCGCGAGCUGCCUUCGCCACUCUCACCUCCUGAGCCCGAAUAUGCAGCACCAGAGGACGUGCCUUUCACUCAGGGCCUGCAGAGACGCCUGCUUACAGCUGCGCCCUCAGAACUGCGGCUCUCACUGGUCAGCCUGCUGGUCAAGGGCAUGACCGUGCUGGAGGCCGUGAUGGAGAUCCAGACAAUUGCUGAUGUAGGUUUGCUGUGGCGCCAGAGCCAGCCAGGCCGUGCCAAGCUCAUGCUGGGGCCUAACCCCACACGCAAGGACCUCACUGGCUGGCUACUCAGCCAUGGGGUGCCCAGGGAGAGAGUGGAUAAGCAGCCCACCAAGGUCCUCCUGGAGCUGUACAUCAAAGAGGCCAAGCGCAGCCGCAGCCAGCCAGUCUAUGGGCUAGGAGAGGAGCAGCCGCCUCCACCUCCCUACUCUGACCAGGCCUGUGGGGAGGAGCCGCCCAUACGCCAUGACUAGCCCCUUCCAGUAAGUGGGGUGAGAGGCCAAACUCCAGAAGAGCUGCUUUCAGCCCAGAGUUCAGGGAGGACCUUUGCCUACACCUUUCCCAUGUAACUCAAGCAGUUGUAGGUCAUGUUCAGAGACCCUUAAAAAGAAAGGGGUGUCUUGUCCCUGGCUACUCCAGUUGCAGAGAUGUUAAGGGAGUAGCUACAAAAACAGCCACUUGCCCAAUUGGGCCUUGGAGUGGGUUGUGCCAACUUAUCUUGGCCUGGCUGCAGGGUGAUUGGGCACAGUAGUGGACUCACCCUCUGCCAUUUGAGCCCAAAAGCACUAGGGGCCAAUUGAAUACCCCAUAGCCUAUAAUACCUGGCAUCUUGUUUUUACUUUUUUUAGGUUUUAGAGGCAAUAUUUUUACUUAAUAUGUUAAGCAUGUAUGACAUUUUGGUUUUAGUGAAGGUCAUUGCCUUUUCUAACUAUUGUAAUGCUUCCAUUUUAAGGUGUGCUUUGCUGAGUGCCUCCCAGGGAGGGGCAGCCAUCCCUCCAGGUGGGUCUGGUUUCUCAAAUUUGUACAUCUGGCCUUGGGCCGGUGUCUGAGGUAGGUUUAGGGGGAUCUGAACCAGGAUCACAGGUUUGGGGACAGCUGGUGGUGCUGUUUUCACAGGUACCCAAUAAAUGGUACGCAUAUCA